GUUUGCAUGCACCUGCACUUGUCGCGCAAGUCUGUGCUAAGGUUGGCUGAUAGACAUUAGGGUCGGUACACAACAUAGCCAACGUGUGGAGUGAGUGGGCAGAAUGCACAGUGGACCCUCUGGUUUCCCGGACCUGAGCUCCCCGUUUAAGAAUGACCCCCAGCAGCCUCAGUCCCUCACGUCUCGUUUCCCCACCAACGUGACCACUGCCGCGCCGGCCAAGCGAAUCACCUUCUUCAAGAGCGGCGACGCGCAGUUCAGCGGCGUGCGCAUGGCCAUUCACAACCGCAGCUUCAAGUGCUUCGACGCCCUGCUGGACGACCUCUCGCAGAAAGUGCCGCUGCCGUUCGGCGUGCGCACCAUCACCACGCCGCGUGGCACGCACAGCAUCAAGCGCCUGGAGCAGCUGGAGGACGGCGGCUGCUACCUGUGCUCGGACCGCCGCCUCGUCAAGCCCAUCAACAUGGAGGUGGCGGGGAAACGGCCGACCGUGUGGCACAACCACAGUCGCCCGCACAGUGCCCGCCGUAGGCCCACGCGGCCCGAGGAGGCCCCGCCCGAGCACGCCAGCCCGCACUACUACCGCCACUCCAAGCGCAUUGUGCUGGUGAAGAACGCCGACCCGGCGGUGAGGCGCUCCAUUGUCCUAAGCCGCCGGACGGCACGCAGCCUCCGUGUCUUCAUGGAGGAGGUGUCCGAGCUCAUGCAGUGCCACAUCAAAAAACUCUACACGAUUGAGGGACGCAAGAUUGACAGCAUCCAGACAUUGAUGCACUGCCCUAAUGUGCUGGUGUGUGUGGGUCGGGAGCCGUUCAGGCCUCUAAUGGUAGAAUGCCGGAAGAACUCCGAGGAGAAGCUCCCGGGGGUGAGCGCCCGCUCCCGCUCCAGCCUCUGCAGCGAGGGACACGAGAGCAAGAAAAAUGUGAAUUUUGGUCUCGAGACAAAGAAGAGCAUCAUCCACCCAAGGUCAGAUUCCAGCAACAGGUCAACUCGAUUCUCUCUGUCAUCAGAGAAAUCUUACCCAAAUGGACUGUGUACACCUGGCCAAUCUGGCUAUGUCACAAACUGCCCUCAUAGUAAGGAAGCCAUCAUAAAUGAUGACAUUGAGAAGCGAGUCCUUGUCAACAAAGAUGGCAGCCUCUCUGUUGAAAUGAAAGUCCGCUUCCGUCUCACCAACGAUGAGACUCUCCAGUGGUCCACGGAGAUCAAGAAAUCCCCUGGGGUCACCAACGAUGCCAUUAACGAGAAGGAAGCAAAUCCCCAUUACCUACAGCAAGGUAAAGAGUCCUCAGAGCGGGAGUCAAGUGGUGAGGUCGAAGAGACUUAUGGCAAAGUACACCAGAGACGAAUGGUGGAAUCUCACUGUGAAAACUGCUGCAACCACUGCCAGGAAUAUGACAUAUGGAAGAAUCCCAUGCACAGAGAACACCACAGAUCAUCCAGGCUGGUCAAGUCCUCCAGCUCCAGCGCAUCAUCCCAUAAAAUUGUCCACAAGGAGGCGUCUGUGGACAGCAUUCGCACCGUCUCCCGCUCCAGUGAGGAAUAUACAGAGCACGUGGUGGAGAAGGCCUCGUGCUACCAGCAGACUGUGGAAGGAGGAGAUACCAUGGUGGAGUACUGCACCAUAAGCCGCUGCUGCAGCCGCAGCGAGGUUUGUUCCAUGGCCACGACAUCAAAGAGCAAGAGGUCCCACGCUGAGAGGUGUGAGGGAGAGAGCCGAAUGCUUCACAAUGGCGAGAGGAGACCAGACACAUCAGAGCGAAAGCACCGUCACUCAGGCAUGUGCUGUGUUGAGGUCACCAAGGCAUCAGACACAGAAGAACGCCCUGUCUCUGCGAUCAGCAACUCCUCCAAAGUGCUUGAGUCCCUGAAGGAGGAUCAGGAUGAUGACGAUGAUGACCUCCCACUCGGCUCGUCCAGAGCCUCUCUGUGUUCUCAGGGUGAACAGGAAAACAAAGUGUCCAGCAGGGCGAAAACUCGCAGUAAAACGCCAGAUGAGCGUCUUUUGUCUCCAAAGCUAAGGGAAGCGUCUGCUUGCUCUUCAAGGUUAUCAAAGCACAAGCUCAAAAAUGCUUCUCCCGCACCAGCAGACCAGCAGCAAGACAGUCCCAUUCCUAAUGGCAGGCCCGAGAGCACAGCAUCCAGAGGCUCCUCAAAAUGCCACUCUUGUCAGUGCGGAGCAGCGUCCCCUCAGUCAGAAAAUGCUGAAGAGGGUGACAGGCCCCCAAGCACAGUGUCAAAAUCCAGCAGAAAGUCAAGAGAAUCGCACACGUCUCACAAAUCAAAUGCCCAGUCUGCUGAGAAUGAAGGCGAGGAGAAGGAGAAAGAGGAGGAGAAGGAGGAGGAGAAGGAGGAGGAGGAGAGAACACUAAGUGCCAUGUCAGGAGUCAGUGGAGGAUCUGUAAAGUCCAGUGUGUGUCCCCAUUGUGGUGGGUGUGACCCUGAGAGUGAGAGUACUUCCAGACAUUCAGAGGAGUUGACAGAUAAAGUAGAAGAUAACCAAGCCAAUGGAGAGGCUGAGGAAAAGCCACCCAGUGUCAUGUCAGAGAGGUCAGCAAGGUCAGUGAAAUCAGAGAAAUCCAGCAAAUCUACGAAAUGUGAGAAUCAUGUGUCAUCAAGAGGCACCACACCAGCAUCAGACAUAGCCGAGGGUGAAGCAGAUGGUGGACAGGAAGUCCCAGACGACAGAGUGGAAAGUGCUCAGUCCAACAAUUCAAAAGCCUCCAAGAAGUCUGCUUGCUCAAACUGUCGGAAGUCAUCAGUGACUGAAUCAGCUGCAGGGGAUGAGAAAUCAGGAUCUUCCUCUUCAGAGAAAGGGCCAGAGGAAGAGGACAGAGUUGGUAGCUCCUUCUCCAAUAAAUCCAGGGUAUCACACACAUCAAACUGCUCCACCUCAAACAGAGCAAAAUCACCAAGAUCAAACCAUUCAGGGAGUCCAGCUUCCAUUGCAGAGGAUGGUGAAGCAAGGGAUGGGGCCACAUCAGCUCAGUCAAAUGCUUCACAAGCAUCGAGGAUGUCAAGGAAGUCUGAAGGAGCUGAGGUGAAGCGAGCAGAGAGUCAAGCUUCUGUUGCCUCAGAGAAACAGGAAACAGAAGAAGCCCUUCCAGAGAGAUCUGUUAGUGUUGUGUCAUCCUUAAAGCAGGCAUCCGUGGAGGAGAAGCCAGGCACUGAUGAAGCUGUAGAAGGCAAAACCAUCGAUGAAAGAGCAACAAGUGUUAUGUCAAAUAAGACAAACACAUCAGUCAAGUCCCACAGAUCCCACAAAUCAAACUGUUCUGCUUUGAGAAGAGCAAAAUCGCCUGCAGCCAAGAGCCCUGAUGAGACUGUUGUCACUACAGGUGAAGAAGAGGAGGAAAAGAGGGCAGACAGUGCAUUGUCUGCAGCAUCAAGGAGAUCUGCUAGACCUGAAAGCAAAGCAUCAGAGAGGGCAGCAAGCCAAACCUCAGCUGUAUCUGACACUUGCCAACAGGAAACUGAAGCACCCGAGGAAGAAAGAGCAGCAAGCUCGCUAUCAAAUAAAUCAAAGGCCUCCAAUAGAUCCAAUUUAUCUCCAAAGCAGUCAUACACUGAUGAGGAACCUUCACCUGCAGAGGACAACUCGGCAAAAGCAACUGAAGAACCUGCAGAGGGCAGCCGGGCACCCAGUGUGAUGUCCAAUGCCUCUGCCAGAUCAAGAGCAUCCCAUAAGUCAGCUUGUUCAACAGCGUCACGGGCAAAAUCCCCAAGGGCAGCAACACCUGCAAAGGUCAAGGAUUUAAAUGGAAAAGCACCUGAAGCAGAAAGAGAGAAUGUCAGUGAUCCAGAGCCUGAGGCUAUUACAGAGGAGAGAGCAGCCAGUAUCAUGUCUAAUAAAUCAGAUGCUUCUGUUAAAUCCAAAGCCUCACAGAAGUUGGCCCUCGCUGCUCCAGAGAGGGCCAAAUCACCCAGGCCUAAGAGUCCAGCAAAAGUGAAGCAAGAAGAGAAAGAAAAUGAAGCUGAGAAGAGACCAGCCAGUUCCUUAAGUGUUAAGUCUGAUGUAUCAAAAACCUCAAGACGGUCAAAGAGAGCGGUGAGUCCAGCCAAUCCACUGGAAGAUAAGACAAACUCUGCCCCAAAGGAGAGAUCAUCCAGUGCCAUGUCCAGGAAAUCAGCAAAGUCCUCCCCAAAAACCCAUGAGGAGCCUGCAGCUGAGGAGAGUGGGCCUAGUGAAACAAAUGUAAAAGACGAUGCUUCAAACCAUGAAACAACAGAGCCAUUAGCAAACUCCAACCCAGCAGAAGGUGCGGAAGAAAAGGAGGAGAGGGCAGCAAGUUCAAUGUCAAAUAAAACAGAUGCCACAGUCAAGUCCGGGAAAUCUCCCAAAUCUACAUCAGACAAAGCACAAACAGCUCGGGCCAAGAGUCCUGCUCCAUCUGACAGGGGGAAGGAGGACGAGAGUGAAAAAAGACCUUUAAGCUCAUUGUCUGUUGAAACAGACGUAUCAAGAUCAUCCAGAAAAUCUCAGGCUAAAGAGGCUAAACGAUCUCCCAGCCCUGCAACAAAACAGCCUGAUGGACAAGAAUUAGAAGUUACUUCCGAAGAAAGACCUACUAGUGCUAUGUCCAAGAAGUCCACAAAGUCAUCAAAAAAACAGGUUAAGGCAGAAAAUGAGAUUCAGGAAAGAGUAUCCAGUGCAAUGUCAAAUAAAACCACGGUGUCUAUUAAAUCUAGAAAGUCCCAAAAGGCAAGCCACAAUCCUGAAGCACAUUCUGAUGACACUGCAAAAGCGAAGGAAGCAGAGCAGAGACCUGAAAGUGUAACGUCACAAACCUCUGACGAAAAAUGUCUCAAAGGUGCUACAGAAACAGACAAUGCUCAAGCAGAGCCCACCGAUACCCCUGCAGGCCAAGAGGUCGAACAGGCUUCAGAGGAGGUCAACGAGAGGUCAAAGAGUGCCUUAAGUGUGGCCUCCCACACCUCCAAGAAGUCAGCCCGAGCUCCCUCUCCCAGACCGAAAUCUAGCCAAAGUAAGACCGGAAAAGCUGAAGAAGAGCCAAGGGUGUCCAGUGCAUUGUCCGGUAAUUCAAAAGUGUCUUCAAAGUCAAAGAAGUGUCAGUGCAAUCAUUCUUCACCUCCAAAAACAUCAGAUUCCCUAGAGUCAACAACAUCAAAGGCAUCAAAAAUGCAAGAAGAGAAUGUACAGCCAGAAAAUGCAGAAAGGCCAUCAAGACUUGAAGCAACUGCUAUAAUUACCACUGAGCCUAGUGAGGAUCGGGAGGAACCUGACCCCUUGGUGGAGAAGAAAGCAGAGAGUGUAAAAUCAUCUAGAUCAAGCACAAAGAGCAAGGCUGGAGGUCUAAAGAAAGAGAGGGAAGAUAGGAGUCCCUCAGCUUUGUCAACAUCAUCUGCCAAAGUGACCCGCAGUAAAUCGCCAGCACCUGCCAAAGCAGAAGAGCCUUCUGCUAUCAAUCCACCUGAGAACACAGAUACGAGCAAAGAGGGGAAUGACAGUGGAAAUGAAAAAGCUGCAAGAGAUUCUCGGCCAAAGUCAAGUGCUUCGGUGCGGUCAGAAAAGUCAACUAAAUCACACAAAGUCACCAAAACAAGUGAUGUGUCCAAGGAAGCAUCUUAUCUAGAUGUAAAAGUUCCCAUAACUGAUUUAGAUGGUAAGAGUGAAAAUGGCAGUAUUAAGUCUUUUAAGUCAACCAAAAAAGCGAAGUCUGUUAAAUUUGAUAAGACCCCAGAAAAAGAACCAACCGAGGAGAAAACUGCAAGGACAAAUUCAGGGGACACAUCUGAUAUAUCACAGAAUUGCUCAAGCCCAGCUCAAGAACAUCCAAACCAAAAUAAGACACCUACAAUACGCCUUGCCUCUACAUCUAGUGAUAGUGUCCUAUCCAAUGCACUCUCUGCGGCAGAUCUCUUAAGAGAGCUGUCUGGAAACACAAGACCAGGCAGCAGAGUUUCAAGUAAUGUAUAUAGAGAAAAAGAAAAUGACAAGCUGGAAACUAAAAGUAACAAGAGCAGCAAAGACACACAUAAGAAAAUCAGCUCCUUACAAAGAGACAAGCAGUCCUCUUUAGAGUUGGUGCAGGCUUGCUUGCCAAACACAUCUCCCAAUGAUGUUGUGAAUGAGUGGUUGAGGAACAUUCCGGUAGAUGGCCCAAUGUACGAAAUGGAAGAUGAAUUAGCAGAACCCAAGGAUGCACCACAAGUGGAAUCAGUUGAGAAUGCUGAGGAGACAGGAGAGAGUGAACAGGAAGUCGAGGGGGCUGCAGAGGAGAAUGCAUCUGAGCCGAAUGUUGAGAAGGAGCAUGCUCUAGUGGAGCCAGAAGAAGACACUGCCACUGAAGGUGACAUGGCCGAGACCUCCCCGGCAGAGGAGUCAAACACUCCCAAACCCAACUCUGAUUCACCCAGAAAAGAGCAUUUCCCAAAGCGAUCCCACUCUAGCGCCCAGGUCAUGAAGGCCCUUUUGAGCCCCAAAAUUGACAGAUGCAACAGCCUCCCAGAGGUCUCCCCUGUGUAUGGCAGGAAACUCAGCAAAUCUGCCAAAGGACUCCUAGACUGCCUCGCAAAACUUAGACUCAUUGACUCUGAUCCAACAGGCACCCAAAAUGCAAAAUACAGUGAGAUCAUGACUAUUCUCCAAACGCUCUGGCUGUAUGACCCCACUGAGGGGGAUCAGAAGACGCAGAGAGACAAAGAUCAUCCCCCGGCUGAGGAUGAGGCAAAUCCCAGAUCAUCCUCUGGGGUUGAUGUCAGCAGUGGCUCGGCUGAGUCGGCGAAGAGCAUGAUCAACGGUGAGGAGGAGAAAGCUGCAUCAGCACCUCCUACUGUGAUAGCAGAACAGCUGUCAGAUUCAGAGGGGCACAAAGAAGGGGCUGGUAGCGGCGAGGAAGCUGAGGAGGAAACCCCUGCAGAAGCUGCCCCAGAAGAAGGGGGCGAUGAAGAGAACGGAUCAGUCUCUGCACCAGAGCAGACAGCAGAAUCGGAGCAAGAGGAAGCUGUUUCAGACCCAGCCACACCCGAUGUUGCUGCAAGAGUCCAGGAAAGCCCAGACGAAGAAGCUGAAAAUAUCCCAGAUGAUGCCCCAGUGGAGGUGGGAGAGAGUCCUGAGAGUCCCAAAGAAAAUGAGGAAACAGUUCAGUCACCCAUUGACAGCUCUGGGAAAGAAAGCAGAUCAGCCAAUGGAACCGAGAGCGAUCGACCAGAGGAUUCCAGCUCAGGCACGCCUCCCUCUGUACAACGAGCUCAGCUGUCAAGGAAAGUCUCCCAAGACCCAGAUCCAAUGUGGGUGUUGAGCCUACUGAAGAAAAUAGAGAAGCAGUUCAUGUCUCACUAUGCCAGUGCAAUGGCAGAGUUCAAGGUGCGCUGGGACUUGGAUGACAAUGUGAUGCUUGACACAAUGAUCAACGAACUCAAAGUUGAAGUGCAUAAAAGAAUACAAGAUAGCAUUAAAAGGGAGCUCCAGAAGAUUCAGGGUCGUGCAGGGAGAUCCCCGAGACCACCUAUGACCAGCCUGUCUAAGGAGUUCUCUGUUCAGACUGAUCAAAGGCGUCGGCGUUUGAAGGUCAUGCGUAAGCAAUCACUCAUGCCAUCCAAAAGCGAGGAUAGCGAUGCUGCGUCUGGCACAGAUAACAGCGAUCAGCGCAGUGAUGACGAGUACUGCCCAUGUGAUGCUUGCGUGAAGAAGAAACUGGAGGCCAGGCAGGUGCUUCGAGCUGAGCUCAUAAACACUGCCCCCAUCAGGAUGGAUUUCGACCUUAGAAAAAUCCUCCAGAUCAAAAGAGAUCCCCCUCCGGCCCCCAAGGUAGAACAGAGACCAGCAGAGCCUCCCAAGAACCAACCAGAGUCAGAGAUGCAAGAGAAUGAAGAGGAAGGGGGCAACUUGGAGGCGGUCCAGGAGGAACCUGAGCAGGAGGAAGAGGUUCUAGAGGAAAUAAAUGCAGAGGAGGAGGGGGAGGAGCCAAAUGAGGCAGGUGAAAAAGAGGACGCAGAAGCAGAAGAGAAGGAUGGCGGAGAUGAAGGAGAAGUUGUUGAUGGGGAGGAUGGAGGUGAAGAGGAGGAGGAAGAAGAAGAAGAGGCAGCAGCAGCAGAUGAAACGGUUACUGGGGAGGUGGAGGAGGAGGAAGGAGAAGAAGCUGAAAAGACAAACGAGGACCUCGAAACAGAGGAAGGAGAUGAAGAGCACACAGCUGAAGCAGAGAUCACUGAGGAAGAGGCAGCUCAAGAUGAGGAAGCAGAGGCGGCGGCAGAUGGUUUAGGAGAGCAAGACACAGCAAAUCAGCAGUUGAGUAAGGAUGGAACUGAAGAUGAGGCCAUUGCAGAGAAGACACCCAUGGAUGACACAGAAGGAGAUGUCGACGGCAACCAAGGUGAUUCCUCUGAAGCAGUGGAUGAAAUAGAGGAAGAUGUAGAUGAGGAGAUUCAAAACGUGUGCAACGAAGAUGGGGCCGAAGAGGUCACUGACGCUGAAGGGGAUGCUACAGUUCAAAGUGACACAGGAGCCGAGGAAGUUAGCGAAGGACCCCAGGAUCAGGACGAGGGUGAUGAAGAUGAAGCUGAGGAGGACACUGGGGUGGCUGACUUGAAACCCGCCAGAGGGGAUUCGUGGGAGCAGUUCCGAAACAGACAGAUGACCAGAACAUCAGUCGAAUCACAGCCAGGAUCGAUGGACUCCGUGCAGCUGGAGCUGGAAGCCAAGGAGAUUGUACAGUCAGUUUUCUCAAGCAUCUCUGGUUAUAAAAUGGACAGGGAUGAGACCGACGAAGGCUUGAAGACUACUUCUAAGAAAAGAAGCAGGUCUCCCGCAAGAGCCAACAAACCACGGAGACCCAAGGACAGUGACAUUAAAGUGGACGACCUUGAAUUUUAGUCUGACCAUACACCCUACUGCAUAACGCACUUUAAAAAAAGAAAAGACUGCAUUUCUGAUUAUUCGUCUACAGUGGGCCUGCCUAUUGUUUGUGUUAGAAACCACAAUCUCAACAUUCAGUACUGUAAUAAUGUGUUUCAGAACUGGUUAUACACACAGAAUGUACAGUGUUUGUAGAAAUUUUCAUGACUUUUUAUGAUGUAAAGAUGUAUCAGUGCAUUAUCCAUAUUUUAUUCAAUGAUUGACAGGGAUUUUAGGAGUAUGUUGUUAAACAAUAUAUCAUCAUUGUCAUUGUGUAAAAACAGCACGUUUCAAGAAAAGAUAGAGCAUUAUACUAAUCUAUCUUUGUGAUUUGUGCAUGACACAACGCUGUUUUUCAAUGCUCUCAGAGGACAUAUGAAAAGUUGUCCCAACCUCAGGGAGUUUGGAAGUAUUAUUUCAACUUUUUAAAACGUUUCUGCUGAAGUAUUUAACAAAGGGCUUUUAUCUUUGGGCAACAGAGAGAACUGCUAAUAUGUACAGAACUGCCGUGUUCAAAGCCAGACUUUCAUCCGGAAAAAUGUGUCACUUUACGGGUAUGUCUGUUUCCAGACUAAGUUUCUCUGAUGGUGAGUGUAUAUGUGUGCUUACAGGCAAGGGUCUCUGGAGAGGGAAAAGAUCAUAUUUCUUUCAUGUGCCCCUUGAUGUACUGUAAUAUUCAAAGAUGCUGCAAUGGUAUGAGUGUUUUGAAAGAUGUUAUGGAAUAUAUAUUUGAUGCUGCUUAAGUUCUACUUGGUAUUUCACACAUUUAAACCUUUUGGAUAAAGGGAUGUACUGUAUGUAAAUCAUACUUGACCCUAACAUGAUGUAAUAUUUAUUAUUAGUGUAAUCAU
This is a messenger RNA of Alosa sapidissima (American shad), 9708 nucleotides long. It is a transcript of the gene rp1l1a, whose product is annotated as rp1 like 1a. The record is from RefSeq and is a predicted model, not a curated record. Lineage: Eukaryota; Metazoa; Chordata; Actinopteri; Clupeiformes; Clupeidae. Gene Ontology annotation, cellular component: axoneme. Bases 104 to 8836 code for a protein of 2910 amino acids. The transcript is spliced from 4 exons. Gene Ontology annotation, biological process: axoneme assembly; intracellular signal transduction; photoreceptor cell development.